CAGAAACACUACCGUGACUGUGAGGCGUUCAGUUUACCCACCAGCGUGUCUGAGAGACAGUGCCGAGGCUGAAACUAACUUCCUUUAAAGAAAAAACAAAUCCCAAAACGGUUUAAUUAGUGCAGGUGGAGGAGGGUAAUGGGUUAAUGGUGGAAGGCCUCGCUUCACCUUUUUAUUGCGCGUCACAGUGUUCUGGUCCCACCUUCAUCACCAUCAUUACCACCGUCCUCCUUCAGGCAGCAGCAUAAUCUCACCGAAGACAGACAGACAGACAGAGAGAGAGAGAGAGAGAGAGAGAGAGAGCUCAUCUCUCUCCGCCGACACUUGCUCCUCCUCGCCUCGGUCGGUUGCAGUCGAUCACCGGCUCCCACUAUCAUUAUCUUCAUCAUCACACAUCCUGGUGACAGUGGAAACUGAGGCAGCGAGAGAGUAACAGGAACCAUGAAGGACCGAAUGCAAGAACUUAAACACGGGAAGGAGAUGACAGAGGAGGAGGAUGAAGUCGCUGUGGGGAUGGAUAAAGGCUUCAUGGACGAAUUCUUUGAACAGGUGGAAGAAAUCCGAGGUUUUAUUGAGUCUCUGGCCGAGAAGGUCGAAGAGGUGAAGAGGAAGCACAGCGCCAUCCUCGCCUCACCUAACCCUGAUGAGAAAACUAAAGCUGAGCUGGAGGAUCUUAUGGCUGACAUCAAGAAGUUGGCCAACAAAGUGCGCUCCAAAUUAAAGAGUAUCCAACAAAGCAUCGAGCAAGAGGAAGGGCAGAAUCGUUCGUCGGCUGACCUGAGGAUACGUAAAACACAGCACUCCACACUGUCCCGCAAGUUUGUCGAAGUGAUGUCAGAAUACAACACCACACAGUCGGACUACAGGGAGCGCUGCAAGGGACGCAUUCAGAGACAGUUGGAGAUCACUGGAAGAAAUACAACAAAUGAGGAGCUGGAGAGCAUGUUAGAGAGUGACAACCCAGCUAUCUUUACUUCAGGGAUCAUCAUGGACAAUAUCACCCAGCAAGCGAUGAACGAGAUUGAGACACGGCACACUGAGAUUAUCAAGCUGGAGAACAGUAUUAGAGAGCUCCACGACAUGUUCAUGGACAUGGCCAUGUUGGUGGAGAGCCAGGGGGAAAUGAUAGACCGCAUAGAGUACAAUGUGGAGCACUCGGUAGACUAUGUGGAGAGGGCGGUAUCAGACACUAAGAAGGCAGUAAAAUACCAGAGUAAAGCUCGGAGGAAGAAAAUUAUGAUUCUUAUAUGCUGUGUGGUUCUGGGGAUCGUGAUUGCUUCCAUCGUUGGGGGAACGCUGGCCUGAACCUCAGCCACGGUCACGCUGAAACAGAAACACACUCACGCACACACUCACUCACUCACACACACACACACAUAAACACAAGAGAGCGAAAGCGGGGCAGACACACAGUUCCUGUUUCCUGUUUUCACAAAUGCAAUCUCUGACAUGUUCAGCACCUUCUGUACGAUACAUUUUAAACCCAGUGUACAGAGGCAACAGGUGUUCCACAGGUGUUCCUCGCAUGAGUUGCUAUUUUGUAAUCGUGUGGUGCUGCAAAAUGUUCAUCUGAGUGUUGAGUGUUGUCAACGACGUGGUGUUUCCAAGACGUGAACUAUUGAAUGAAACAGUUACUAAAAUGCUAUGUAAAACUAUACUAAUACAUUCCAACUUCCAAACACGACAUCGCAGUUGUAAUGUCUGUUUUGUGUUGUACAGGCAAAGUAUCAGGCCACUAAUCCACAGUGUUUUCAAAGUCACUUCUUUUCUUUUUUUUCUUUUGUCUUCUGCUUUUAUGUCUCCGGCGUCUCCUGCCUCCCCUCGGACGCCCUGCAUGGUUAAAUUCACUGUGAUGUGGGAUUUCUUUGCUCGUAGAAUCAUGAUUUAAUGACUUCUCUUCUCGUUCGCAGGAUGUUAAGUUCUUAGUCGUUCUUAGUCGUUCCAGGUUUAUGGUCAUCUUCAGGAGGAGUUUGACGUUUCAUCUAAAAAGCUUCUUCACACGUCAUUCACUCCCUGACCCAGGCUCAGAUUGUUAGUUUCAAGGUUUCAAGCUUUGAAAGAGACUCAACAGUUAUUAUUAAAAUGAUUGUAUGACAGUUGAUCUUUGUGGAAGAAGCACGCAGGACAGCAUUGUACUGUAGGUGGCUGGUAGUUGGUGCCAUUGGUGCCGUUGGUGCCUUUGUCUGCUGCUCUGAGGUUAUUAAAAUUAUGUUUGUGUAUAUUAAAUUUAGAAAAAUCCCAAUCUCACACUCUAUUGGAUUACUCAGAACUCAGUAUCACCCAAAUUAAAACCCAUUUUUUUUAUCCAUCUUUAAAUGUAUAAAGCUAUUUAUUACCAACACCUCUGUGACCUCUGAACUUCUGUGACCAUUGCUGCAUAAAGCAAGUCUCAUCAGGUCAGCUGGUUAGCUGCUAUACCUGAUUGUGUUCCCAUUGUCAGCAUCUGUGCAACAAAAUAUCACGUCUGAGAAACCUAAAAGUAUUCAAAAAGUAAAUAAGGCAAUAUUUCGAGUCACUUUGGUUUUGAUUUUAUGGUAGCACAGGACAGUUUUUUAUCCGUAAACACUGUGACCUACAGCUGCUGUUUAUUUUUUACAUAAUAUUUACAUUAUUCGACACAAGCAAAGAGGGGUUCAAGGGAAAAAGAAGGUUGGGACCCACUGCCCUCCUCCUGAGUGAUGGAUUCUCCAGGUUAAUGUACUGGACUUUGUUUGCUCCUUGUUCAAACCAUCUGUCGUCCCUGACUGGAACGUGUCCAUUGUCGUCAUCAAAAGUGUCCAGACUCAUGUCCAGAUGUGUUUGGUUGGUGUUGAAUUUUAAUGUUCAACACAAUCCUCAUUAUAUUGUACUACGUCAACCACAGGAAUCUGUUUUUGAGUUUUGUCCUUUGGUGAUCAUGUUUCUGUCUUUAAAGGGUAGGGUUGGAGAUCCUGGAAAAACAGUUAGAGCAGGGGUCAGGUGGCAGUUUGAUUGAUGCGUCGCAAUCCAAUUGAUUUGUUCGGGCCAUUCAAUAUGACUGGAUUUUUACAGCCAUUUUUCAUUUUUCUGACAAUGCAUUAAUGAAUUGGUUCCAAUCAAACCUUUAAGUGUUGCAGGGAUAGAGGUGCAGUCAAACUAACAACCUGAAACUGGGUCAGGGUUUGAACAUAAUGACUCUCUUUUUGUCAGAACUGAAGAAGCCUCUUGGAUGAGGUGAAACUUCUUCAACACAAGUUCACUCCUGAAGAUCACACAGUCCAUGGUGAACUGUACUUGUUGUUUCAUCUGGCCUUUACCACUUUACAGCGUUUCUGACUGUGGCUCCAGUGUGAGUGACUGAGUGAGUGCAUGUAUGCAUAAAGUGAAAGAGGAUGUGUGUGUGUGUUUUUUUUGUGUUUUUUUUUUACAUGUCUUAAGACAUGGCAGGAGAAUGUGGCUCUUUGUGAAUAAUCACCUGUUUGUUUUGUAUAAAGUGUAAACUGAUAUAAAGCUCACUAACACUGCCAGUAUGUUCAAAUAAGUUGUUGAAAUGGAGUCUAGUCUGGUUUGUUCUGCAAGUGACAGGACCCUUUUGUUGUUUUGUGUAUUUUUUAUAAACUCUGAGCUUAAACGGGCCUUAAACAGUCAUUCUGUCAAACUGCUGUUUAUUUUUUACGAGCGAACUCGAUGAAAGCGUCACCGUGAAUUCACGAUAUCCCAGAGAAACAAACUUGACACACACCUUUCUGGCAACAACAUCAGACAUGCACAGACUGCAACCAUGUUACCGUGUUGCCUACUCAACUCGUUGCCUUCGUGUUGUGUUGUUGUGAUGAUAUGGUUUUGUUCGUAUAAUCGGAAAUGUUUUUGGGUUUUUUUUUGAGUAAAGUUUGUCUGAAAAAACA
Molecule: messenger RNA, 3863 nt
Organism: Solea senegalensis (Senegalese sole)
Lineage: Eukaryota; Metazoa; Chordata; Actinopteri; Pleuronectiformes; Soleidae
Product: syntaxin-1A-like
Exons: 10
Coding region: 442-1305 (287 amino acids)
Biological process (GO): synaptic vesicle fusion to presynaptic active zone membrane; exocytosis; intracellular protein transport
Cellular component (GO): SNARE complex; presynaptic active zone membrane; plasma membrane
Molecular function (GO): SNARE binding; SNAP receptor activity
Source: RefSeq, a predicted model, not a curated record